AUGGCAAUCUUCACUUCCCCUGAGCCCGCCACUGGGGGAUUUCCAUCUGGAUACAUCCUAUAUAGAGGCUUCCUCUCGCCUGGCAGGAUGGCAGCUGAACUUGACGCGACUGCCCGUACAACCCGGCAUGCCGCUGCUGUUCGUCCCCGGACUACUCGUCCACCUCGACCUGCCGCCCCUGUUCGUCCCCGGGCCUCGCCCACAGCCCGACCCCUCACCCUGACACCUCUCCAAUCAGUCCAUCCUUCCCCAACUACUUAUGUUCCUGGUCGCGGCCCCGGUCGAAGAUCAGCCAACGUGCCUUACGCCAACCCUGCCUUCAGAGAGGCUUCUCAAGCAACUCGUCGGGCACAUUAUGUAAAUGACAGCUCGAAUUGUGAGGCCACUCCUUCUCGACGUAGGGUUCGGCUACCUUCCGAAGACUCUGAUUCGGAUGACCAGCCUUUGGCUCAAAGACGUCGUCGUAGGGCCCCCGACCCUGUGCCAGACUCAGGCCCUUCCACUAUUCUUCUGACGCCUCGUACUGCAACCACCACUUCUCCUUCACCUCCUAUUGCAACCCCGUCUCCUGUCCCGAGCCAAGCAGAUGCUCCCCCUGCUCCAUUCGCGGUGCUGGUUAAGUCUCCACCAGUUCACCCUUCCACCUUGCAGCAGCACAAGAGUAGCGAAGCUGGCCCAUCACCAGUUACCUCGCCGCCAGAGCCUUCUCAUGUGCCCCCUUUAGCUCCUUCUGAGUCAGCUGCUGGGCCUUCCGGAUCAGCUGCAGGGCCCUCACAACCUCCACCACCUGUUCAUCACUAUUAUAAUACCACUACUCCCUCUGAGGCUGGGUUACAGUCACAGCAGGAUGUUCCCACCAGCUCCUUGACAAUGAAAGGUCGCUUAGCCACCUUGUGA
This is a messenger RNA of Zingiber officinale, 897 nucleotides long. Its product is annotated as proline-rich receptor-like protein kinase PERK2. Lineage: Eukaryota; Viridiplantae; Streptophyta; Magnoliopsida; Zingiberales; Zingiberaceae. The coding region runs from base 1 to 897 and encodes 298 amino acids. The record is from RefSeq and is a predicted model, not a curated record. The transcript has 2 exons.